Messenger RNA from Brassica napus (rape), 1504 nucleotides. Its product is annotated as transcription repressor KAN1. Gene Ontology annotation, biological process: regulation of DNA-templated transcription; abaxial cell fate specification. Gene Ontology annotation, molecular function: transcription cis-regulatory region binding. The transcript has 6 exons. Lineage: Eukaryota; Viridiplantae; Streptophyta; Magnoliopsida; Brassicales; Brassicaceae. The record is from RefSeq and is a predicted model, not a curated record. Bases 30 to 1226 code for a protein of 398 amino acids. Gene Ontology annotation, cellular component: nucleus.
AAGAGAGGUUUCUAAAAGCUUGUUUAAUUAUGUCUAUGGAAGGAGUAUUUCUAGAGAAACCAAAAUCAAACACCACUACUACUCUCCCUGAUCUAUCUCUCAACAUCAGUCUCCCUGAUACUCAUCAUCAUCUUCAUCACAAUGAACUUUCAAGAAGAUCAUCCCAAACCGACGACAACAGAUCAUCAAACUUCGAACUCUCCUUGUCUCAUCAUAAUAACCCUAGUUCGAAUCCAAGCACAAGAAUCAUCCAUUGUCCCGAUCCAAGAAACCUUAAUCUUUCUCAUCAUCAGCAUUACAACAACCCUAUUCUUAAUGGUAGAAGUCUUCACCAAAGGGUAGAUGAAUCGGAUAUUAAUAAUAUCCACCGUCCGAUUAGAGGCAUCCCGGUCUAUCACAACCGUUCAUUCCCAUUUCAUCAACAAACGUCUCAUUCGUCUUCUCUUGGAGGAGGAGACUUGGAUCAAAGCUCGAUCUUAAACUCAUCUUCCAGCUAUAACAACGCUUACCGAUCAUUACAAUCUUCCCCGAGGUUAAAAGGUAUUCCUGUGCAUCAUCAUAAUCACUAUGGAGUCGUUGGAUCUUCAGAUUCUUCUUCUCCUCAUCAUCACCAUCAUGGGAUGAUCAGAUCAAGAUUGUUGCCUAAGAUGCCGACAAAGCGGAGCAUGAGAGCUCCGAGGAUGCGUUGGACCAGUAGCCUCCACGCGCGGUUUGUUCACGCCGUUGAGCUACUAGGCGGCCAUGAACGAGCAACUCCAAAGUCGGUUCUUGAGCUCAUGGAUGUAAAGGACUUAACUCUAGCUCAUGUGAAGAGCCAUUUGCAGAUGUAUCGAACUGUUAAGACCACUAACAAGCCUGCUGCUUCAUCAGAUGGGUCAGGAGAAGAAGAAAUGGGCAUAAAUGGAAAUGAAGUGCAUCAUCAAUCAUCGACAAAUCAAAGGGAAAAAUCUGACGAUUCUUCUCAUCAAGAAAUUGACUUUCCUUCCACACAACCUCGUUGGGGCAACUCUUCACGAGAGACAUGGCGAUCAAGUAGUAAUUGCUCAAGCGACAUAGAUACAAUGGUCAGGACUUCAUCAACACCGAUGAUCUCUCACCAUCAAAGAUCCAUCCUUCUAAAUCAGGAGCAAAAGUCGAACGAUCAAGUAAAGAGGUGUGGAGAUCUUAGUUGUAACAAUCCAAGUUUGGAGUUCACAUUAGGAAGACCCGAUUGGCACAAUACAUGACUUUCUUGAUUUGAAUAUAUAUAUAUACUUGGAAUAUGCAUGUAUGCAGUUAUAUCGUUGUGACGAUAAGUUUCUCAGCGGAAAAGUUGAAGUACACGUAAAGAGAGAGCCAAAUAAGUGAAUCACUUCAAAGAAGUGAGAAAAUUUGGAGUUUCUUUUUCUCAAGUUCCAUUGAUGAUUUGACUACGAAGUGGCUUAUCUAUAUAUGAAUUUUUGUUUCGGUUUCCUGAGGAUGAUCUGGUGAGAUCAUAAGUUAUAUAUAAUUGGAAGUUUGGAUU